Messenger RNA from Callorhinchus milii (elephant shark), 1010 nucleotides. Its product is annotated as nuclear factor 7, ovary-like. Gene Ontology annotation, molecular function: zinc ion binding. The record is from RefSeq and is a predicted model, not a curated record. The coding region runs from base 8 to 910 and encodes 300 amino acids. The transcript is spliced from 5 exons. Lineage: Eukaryota; Metazoa; Chordata; Chondrichthyes; Chimaeriformes; Callorhinchidae.
GUACAAAAUGGCUUUGGGACUCCAGGCUGAGAUCUGGACCGAAGAGAUCAUUUGCCCGGUUUGUCUGGAUUUCUUCACUGAUCCUGUUAGCCUGGGCUGUGGCCACAACUUCUGUCGCUCCUGUGUCACCCGGAGCUGUGAAAAGCAGGAGAUCAACUGCUGUGCUGUUUGUCAGGAGACAUUUCCAGAAACGAACCUCAGAGCCAGUUGGGCCUUGGCGAGUCUAGCAGAGAAAGCGCGAAAAUUGAGCCUGAACCCAACACAGACGGAAAGUAAACUUCACUGUGACAAACACCGGGAGGAACUAAAGCUGUUCUGUGAAUCUGACAAGAAACUGCUGUGUGUAGUGUGCAGUCAUGGGCAGGAACACAGAGGCCACAGCUUCCUACCCAUUGAGGAAGCUGCUGACAUCUUUAAGGAUAAAUUGAAAUCCUCCUUAGCUUCUCUCACACAGAGAAAGGAAACAGCUAUAGAAGCAGAAGCCAAACAGAAAGAAAAGAUUUCUCAACUGAAGGAACAGGUGAACAGUCUGCAGACCCACGUCACGGGUGAGUUUGCUAAAAUGCACCAGAGUCUGACUGACAGAGAGCAGCGAGUGAUGGGGGAUCUCAGACAGCGAGAGGAGGAGAUUUUAAAGCGAAUGGAGGCAAAUCUGCGAGAGAUUCAGUGCAAAUUAAAUUCUGUUGAACAACAACUCUCCGAGUUACAGACACAGAUGGGAAAAGACGCUCCCACCUUCCUGCAGGAGGAAGCUGCUGGCAACAGAAGGGUCAGUGACGAGGGAUUUGAUCUGUCAGUGUGUGAGGCUGAGCUGCCUGUGGCCAAGUACAAAUGGCCUUUGAAGAACACAGUCUGGAGACAGAUUAUAGACAACAUCAGCCCAAGUAAGUAUAUCCCAUUCUCACCCUGAACCCGUGUCAAUAGACUUGUAUUCACCUGGUUCCCAACACAUACCCUCCACACACUCCCUCACACAUAAACAUACCGACUCCUUACUCACAUAUGCACAU